UCAAGAGAGGUCAGUUAUGAAGAGGAAGCGCGCGAGUCCGGCAUCAUCUGGAUUUAUCAACUUUGGAACAUGAAUACAUUGCAUGCCAAAAUUAGGCUACUCCAGAAUAACAGUUGAUUGUCUGCAUCCCUCUUUGUGUAACCCGCUUCGUGCGCGUGGUGCGACCGGCGGCAUCUCCAGGUUUUACGCAAUUACUUUUUGGUGUUUUUUUGUGCUUAUAUUGUGGAACUGACUGAGGAGCUGGACGGAUAGAAUUUUAUUUAUUUGUCUAAAACAAAAAAUUAAACACUCUUUCCAUUUUUGUUUUAUAAUUCACGGAGUCCACCUUUGGUUCGGGUUACCUAUCCUGGUUUUCAGCCGAGCAGGGCUACUCGUGAGGAACAGAUUAUUUUACAAACUUGAACAAUCAAUAUUUGGUUACCAUUUUGAUCCAAAGAAGAAUGAUUCUCAGAAGUUGUAACGUCUGGUUGGCGCUUUUGGUUCUGUGCACCUCCGUAAAAACUCAAGAUGCACAGCUGGAAGAUGAGACCAUUUUCGACUUGUUUGAAACAAGCAGAAUCACACGUAAGACUGUCGGUGUGAAACUUUUCAAGGGUCUGGACAGUGAUGCUCCAGCAUACCGCUUCAUCCGUUUCGACCAGCUCCCCUCUGUCAACUCCACUGCGAUACAACAACUUCUUUUGCAGAUACAAAAUAAUGAAGGCUUCAUUCUGACUGCCACCUUGCGGCAGGACCGCACAUCCCGUGGCACCAUUCUUGCACUGGAGGGCCCAGGAGAGCGCCGCCAGUUUGAGGUUGUUUCGGAUGGCCGAACCAACACCCUAGAUUUGGUGUACUGGUGGGCAGAUGGCUCACGCAAUGUGAUCUCUUUUGAGGACGUAGACCUCUCGGAUUCGCAGUGGAAGAAUAUAACGCUUUAUGUGCAUGGAGAGACUGCAACCUUGUAUGUUGGCUGCGGACUCAUUGAUAGCUUCAUUCUUGACGAACCUUUCUAUGAGCACCUGAGUGCCACAGGUGGCCGUAUGUUUGUGGCCAAAGGGUCCACCCGAGAAAGCCAUUUUAGGGGCUUGCUGCAGAAUGUACGUUUUAUCUUUGACACCCCGCUUGAGGACAUUCUGGAGAGCAGGGGAUGUGAUCUUGGAAACCCAGUGGAGGCGAAUGUUGUCAGCGAGAGUGCAGAGGUGGUGGAAGUUCCAUCCUCCAUUGCCACUAAUGUGAUUGGCCAGAACACAGAUGUUCCAGCAACCAGCUCUUCAGAACUUAUGUGUGAACGUUCUUGUGAGGAACUGGCAAACCUCUUCCAGGAGCUCAAGGGUCUUAGAGUUGUCGUUAGCAACCUCAUAGACGGUCUGCAAAAAGUGACAGAAGAAAACACAGCAAUGAAGGAGGCAUUAAAUAAGAUGCAGAAUCCUCUGGAGCAGAGCAUGUGUUGGCAAGAUGGUCGUUUGUUUGAAGAUAAAGAGGACUGGAUUGUUGAUAGCUGCACUAAAUGUACCUGCCAAGAGGGAAAAGUUGUUUGUCGUCAGAUCACUUGUCCUCCAGUGGCGUGUGCCAAUCCAUCCUUCAUCGAUGGGGAAUGUUGUCCAGUUUGCCUUCCAAUGGACAGUGAGGACAGCUGGUCUCCAUGGUCUGAGUGGACUCAGUGCACAGUUACAUGUGGAAGUGGCACCCAGCAGAGGGGACGAUCUUGUGAUGACAUUAGCAACACAUGUUCUGGACCCUCAAUUCAGACACGCAAGUGCAGUUUGGGAAAAUGUGACCGCAGAGUUCGUCAGGAUGGUGGCUGGAGCUUGUGGUCUCCCUGGUCGCCCUGUUCAGUGACGUGUGGGGAGGGACUGAUCACACAUAUUCGUCACUGUAAUUCCCCUGUUCCACAAAAAGGAGGCAAAGACUGUGAAGGUGAAGGGCGAGAGACACAGAACUGCCACGCAGAGCCCUGCCCGAUUGAUGGUGGCUGGGGCCCAUGGUCUCCUUGGGCAAUGUGCUCGGCAACAUGUGGAGGGGGUCUGAAGAGUCGUGUUCGAGAGUGUAACAGUCCUUCUCCGCAGCAUGGAGGAAGGAAGUGUCUUGGAGACUCCAUUGAGAAUGAUGUAUGCAACCGACAGGAGUGCCCUAUUGAUGGCUGUCUUUCAAAUCCAUGCUUUUCUGGAGUUGAGUGUAGCACAGCUUCUGAUGGAUCCUGGGAAUGUGGUCCAUGCCCCAAUGGUUACCGUGGCAAUGGAACUUCCUGUGAAGAUAUCAAUGAGUGCGAAAUGGUUUCAGAUCUAUGUCAUAAGGUGGGUGGUCUACAGCAAUGUGUGAACACAGACCCAGGAUUCCACUGUCUGCCCUGCCCCCCGCGCUACAAAGGGACUCAGCCCUACGGCAUGGGAGUGGAGUCAGCUAAAACCAACAAACAGGUGUGUGAACCCUACAACCCCUGCAAGGACAACAGCCACAGCUGCCAUAAGUAUGCGGAAUGCAUCUUCCUUAGUCACUUCACUGACCCUAUGUACAAGUGUGAGUGUCGUAUUGGUUAUGCUGGAGAUGGCAUCAUCUGUGGAGAGGACUUUGAUCUGGAUGGAUGGCCCAAUCAGGAUCUUGUGUGUGGAGCAAAUGCCACCUACCACUGCAAAAAGGACAACUGCCCGACUCUUCCCAACUCUGGUCAGGAGGACUUUGACAAUGAUGGGCAAGGAGAUGCUUGUGAUAAAGACGAUGAUAAUGAUGAAAUUAUGGAUGAAAGGGACAACUGCCCCUUGAUGUAUAACCCCAGGCAGUAUGAUUAUGACAAGGAUGAUGUCGGCGAUCGUUGUGAUAAUUGCCCGUAUGAACACAACCCUGCACAGACUGACACCGACAACAAUGGAGAAGGAGACACCUGUUCCAUUGAUAUAGAUGGAGAUGAGAUUCUAAACGAGCGAGACAACUGCGCUUACAUUUACAACACAGACCAGAAAGACACAGAUGUAGAUGGCGUCGGAGACCAGUGUGAUAACUGCCCCUUAGUCCACAACCCACAACAGACGGAUACAGAUAAUGAUCUAGUUGGAGACCAGUGUGAUGACAACCAGGACAUUGAUGAAGAUGGCCAUCAAAAUAACAUCGAUAACUGCCCCUACAUAGCCAACUCUAACCAAGCUGACCAUGAUGGAGAUGGAAAAGGAGAUGCUUGUGAUCAUGACGAUGACAAUGAUGGUAUUCCUGAUGACAGGGAUAACUGCAGACUGGUUCCUAACAAGGACCAACUGGACUCUGAUGGUGAUGGUCGUGGUGACACUUGUGAGAAUGAUUUCGACAACGACAACGUCCCAGAUAUCUUUGAUGCAUGCCCGGAAAACAGUGCCAUCAGCAUCACAGACUUCCGCAAGUUCCAAAUGGUUCACCUAGAUCCCAAAGGAACCACGCAAAUUGAUCCCAACUGGGUGGUCCAAAAUCAGGGCAAAGAGCUUGUGCAGACUGCCAACUCUGACCCUGGAAUUGCAGUGGGCUUUGAUGAGUUCAGCGCAGUGGAUUUCAGUGGAACCUUCUAUGUGAAUACAGACCGGGAUGACGACUAUGCGGGCUUUGUUUUUGGAUACCAGUCAAGCCGACGAUUUUACGUCGUAAUGUGGAAACAGAUCACGCAGACAUAUUGGGAAGACAAGCCAUCAAAGGCAUUUGGCAUCUCUGGUGUAUCCCUUAAGGUGAUCAACUCCACCACAGGCACUGGGGAAAACCUACGUAAUGCAUUAUGGCACACAGGCAACACCAAGCAACAGGUGCGCACUCUGUGGCAUGACCCAAAGAACAUCGGAUGGAAAGACUUUACUGCAUACCGCUGGCAUCUCAUCCACAGACCAAAGACUGGCUUCAUUAGAGUUGUAGUGUAUGAAGGCAAGCAGAUCAUGGCAGACUCGGGUCCCAUUUAUGACAAGACGUUUGCUGGUGGGAGACUCGGGCUAUUCGUUUUCUCCCAAGAGGCCGUCGUCUUCUCUGACCUCAAAUAUGAAUGCCGAGAUAAUUAAGUUUUAUUGGAAUACCAUGGACUUUUUUUUAUCAAAGUGAAACCAGAUCAGUGCUGUGCUUUAGUGGAUGAAAAUUUUGACUUUAUGCAAUGAGUGCCCACAUGAGGGCAACACUUACAUCCAAGACUAGAAGUGCCUUGAAUAGGUGAAUAUACCUUGCAGUUGAUAUCAAAAAGUGUGGGAGGAUACAAAAGUUUGGUAAGACCACAGCAUUCAUUUGAAUUCUCUGUUAAUAGUUGCACAAAUAAUCUUUGUAAUGCUACAAUGAGUCCUGCCAUCUUGAAUAUGAACCCAAGACUCUGUGUUGAGGGUUUGUAAUUUUUGUUUUGUUUGUUUCAAAUCAUUUAGUCUUUUAAAUGUGCUUUUCUAGUCAUUCUUAUGGAGAAAUUGAAUGCAAUAGUUUUGUGGUUGUUGCGAACAUUUAGGGAGAUGUAUUAUAUUCAGUCUUUUACUACUAUCUACUGUAACUUAUUUGUCUGUUUUUCUGUGCAAAUAUAUUAGUUAACAUCACUUUAAAAUUUCCUCUUGCUGACAACUUGUAAAUACUUAUUUAUUUGUUUACAUUGACACAUUUUUACAAAUUACAUUUAAAAGGAUGUUUGCAUAUGUUUUCAAAUUGCGUUCAUGGUCAUAGUCAGUAAGGCUUUAUCAUUGGCUAUUGCUGUAUCUACAGUUAAAUUGAAAGUGUUCAGAUAUAAAGGGGAUGAAAUAAGGUGUCAUAUUAGUAUUUGAUUAAUGCUUACAGUUAUAUAUAUAUAUAUAUAUAUAUAUAUAUAUAUAUAUAUAUAUAUAUAUUCCUGAAAGACAACAUUUUAGAAAUUUCAAGGUAUUUCACAUUUCUAAAUUAAAUGAGUCUGAAUGAAAAUAACCAAUGCUUAAAGCGAUAGUUCACCCAAAAAUUCUGAUUUUAUCAUUCAUUUGCAUUGCAUAAUUUUUCCAAAAAUGAAAGUGAAUAGUGACUAAUUCUUUCAUUCUGUCUGAAAUAAAAUCAUGCAUACAUUUGGAACAACAUGAAGUUGGGUAGAUAAUGAAAGAAUUUUCAUUUUUGAGUAAACUAUCCCUUUAACAUCUUGUGCCUUAAAGCCAUAAAUACCUCAGAGAUGCAGUUUUUGCAGUUACUUUUCAUCCAAAGCACCAUGCAACUGCAAUAGCAGAGACUUGCCUUGCUCAUAGGUACAGUGGUAAUAAACCAGAAUUGUGAUCUCAUUAACUAACUAGCCAGUUUCUAGGUCACCCUGUCUUGGGAUUGAAAAUGCAAUUCUUUUAGUUAUCCACACUACCACCACCCUCUUUUAUAUCCCCUUAAAUCCAAGGAAAUAGAUCGUUCAGAAAACACCAUAGAGUAAACUAAUAUUAAUCCUAUAUUAGAAUGAAGGGAAUAUAUUUUAUGCCUUUUUAUGUCAUUUACAGUACACACCUCAUUUGCAUAUAUCAUCUUCAUUUCCAGCUGUUCUCAGCAACCAUUCAAUCCGUUCAACACCACGUGAACCACUUCAUUAUUCGAUUGUACGAUUUUAGACUCAUCUACAAUGUAUAGCUUGCUGCUAGUCACAUUAAAAAUGUAUUAUAAUUGUGAGUAUUAAAAGUCGUUCCUGAUAUUUUUUCCACUCAUAUCCAUUUUCAUAACAAACAUGUGAUGAAAUAACUUGUCAAUAAAAUUAUAUAGACA
This is a messenger RNA of Xyrauchen texanus (razorback sucker), 5655 nucleotides long. It is a transcript of the gene thbs2b, whose product is annotated as thrombospondin 2b. Gene Ontology annotation, molecular function: protein binding; calcium ion binding. NCBI's taxonomy places the organism in Eukaryota, Metazoa, Chordata, Actinopteri, Cypriniformes, Catostomidae. The transcript is spliced from 21 exons. Bases 441 to 3986 code for a protein of 1181 amino acids. The record is from RefSeq and is a predicted model, not a curated record. Gene Ontology annotation, cellular component: extracellular region. Gene Ontology annotation, biological process: negative regulation of angiogenesis; cell adhesion.